Molecule: messenger RNA, 696 nt
Organism: Plasmodium cynomolgi strain B
Lineage: Eukaryota; Apicomplexa; Aconoidasida; Haemosporida; Plasmodiidae
Exons: 2
Coding region: 1-696 (231 amino acids)
Source: RefSeq, a predicted model, not a curated record
AUGACCCCACAAAAUUCCUCCAAGGAGGAAACGCAAAUUAAGAAAUACAGCAUCGAUUUUGAUGCCUUCAAUGAGAGCAUAUUCGACGUGAGAAUUGAGCUCGGUGAGAGAGACCCAGGGGACGGCCCCGAAUUUGAAUGCACAUCAGAGGACACGGAGGGGGGCAGAGAGGAGGACAGAGAGGGUGCUCCUUACCAGGAUGACGAAGAUGACCAAACCGAGCGCAGGAGAGAUAACCUCAGAAGAAGCAACCAUACGGGGAACAGAGACUACCAUGAGAAAAAAGGGAACACACGCAAAUCAUCGAUGCACUUCUACAACAGCAGUGAGAACUCCUCGCACAGCUCCCUAGACGUAAACGAAAUUUUACAAACAAGGACCAACGAACGAGUGGAAAAAAAAAACAGAAACACGUACAUCCUGCAACACAAGGAGAGAAUUAGGGAAAAGAAAAAUGAAAAAAAAAACAGAAAAAAUAAUAGCAGUCAUAGUAGCAAUUUAAAGAAUAACUUUUUAAAGAUUAGCAAAACGACAAAGGACAAUGUGAAGAGGGCCAGCAUCGCCACUGUCAUGCUCGAAAAUCUGUCUAACCGGGACCCCAACAGCGACUUCGGAAGCGACGUUAGCAGUGGUAUCAGCGAAAAUAGUGAUCUGAGCGAAAAUCACUACAGAGAUGGCACAGACAAUUUGAAUUAA